UUGAACGCUAUCAGGUCGAUUGCCUCUGUCAUUCUCGGAGAUGCCUCUGCUCAGACACCCGGGGUACCGGAAACUAGUGUCGCAGCGGGGUCGGAAAUGCCGGCGGCUCGUAAGCACCCGAGGGUUAGCCGGUACGAAUCGAUGUUGGUGAAUCUGUCGCCGGCUCGAUCAUUCGUGGAUGGCGUUCAAUGUCGUCUCUCGCUCCGACCUGUGACCUGGCCAUUAGCAGUAAAGGGCCCCGACCUGGCUCCAGCACAGCCAAGUCGGGGGCAAUGGAUAAAUAUACAAAAAUAAAAUAUACAGGAAAACGAAAGUGUUCAAGGAAAAGC
This is a messenger RNA of Aspergillus neoniger CBS 115656, 329 nucleotides long. RefSeq lists its product as uncharacterized. The transcript has a single exon. The record is from RefSeq and is a predicted model, not a curated record. Bases 97 to 294 code for a protein of 65 amino acids. NCBI's taxonomy places the organism in Eukaryota, Fungi, Ascomycota, Eurotiomycetes, Eurotiales, Aspergillaceae.